This is a messenger RNA of Chenopodium quinoa (quinoa), 1595 nucleotides long. Its product is annotated as probable WRKY transcription factor 56. Gene Ontology annotation, biological process: regulation of DNA-templated transcription. The coding region runs from base 799 to 1500 and encodes 233 amino acids. Lineage: Eukaryota; Viridiplantae; Streptophyta; Magnoliopsida; Caryophyllales; Amaranthaceae. The record is from RefSeq and is a predicted model, not a curated record. Gene Ontology annotation, molecular function: DNA-binding transcription factor activity; sequence-specific DNA binding. The transcript has 2 exons.
GUUUGUAUCUGCAUUCAUAAAGAUGUUUGCAUGGGUUAACAUUGAAGGCGUGAUUAAAGUUUUAAUCAGCAGGGGUCCUGGACACAAAGACUAUCCUUAGCUUUAUGCUUUCAUUAUCAAUGGUUCUCGAGUAAUUAUUGUGUGAGACAAGUAUAUGGUAAUACAAGAUUGAAUGUUGCAAAUAUUUUAAAGGUGACCUUUAUGAUUAACAACCUAUAAAGGCUAUAAUCACAUAGUGACUUUAUUGAGAGACAGAUAAUAUAUUCCUUCUCAUAUUAGAAAUCACCUUAUUCGUAGAAAACCUUGUAGUAAUUGACUAUGUGGGUUGGUGACUUAACAAAUUAACACACUUAAAAUUCCUGCAAGAAGCUACCUUGCUAUAUAUCUGUAUAUAUGCGUCAUUGCGUCGACGUAUUCGCCUUUCACCAUUGAUAAUGUACACAUAUUAGAGAAAACGACAGAAUAAAUACUACACAACUAACAUAAAAUGCAAACAUAUGUAUUGGAUAUUUGUAGGAAAAACCUUUCACAAACGUAAUGUAGCACCAGUAGUUGAACCAACAAAGUAGGUGCAAUUUUGUUGGCCUUUAUUUUCUUUUAUUUCUCUCUAAACUCCUUCAAACGUAACAUCCUCUCCUUUUUCCCUCCCUUUUCACAUACACCUCUAUUUCUCUAACUAUUUUUUUUCAUAUAUCUGGCCAACGUUCUUACCUUCCAUCCAUCUCAUCAUAUAUACACAUACAUACACGUUUUUAUAUUCGCCUCGAGCCUCUUCAUCUAUACUCGAUCUCAUUACGGAUGGAAGUCCAGCAAAAGGUCCCACGCGUUGAGGUUCAACAGAAGGAAUUUUCACCGCCAUUAUUGUUUUCAACACAGUAUGAUCUUCAGCAGUGUAACCAAGCAAAUGAUUUUGAGGCUGCGACUGUCUCAGACAACGUUGAUUGGUCUAGCUUUUUGAUCGAUUCACCAACUGUUAAGGCUGAUAGUAAUAAUGAAUAUAGUCAUAAUGAUAAACGACUUGAUUGCCUUGAGUAUGAUAAUGAUCGUCAGAGCAAUGGUUCAGACUUUUUAAGUGGUGGAAACAAUAGUACUAGAAUCAAUAAUGAGGAAGAAAAUAGAGGAAGUAUUGAUCAUAGGUUGGAAAGCAGCAAAAGAAUAAGUAGCUGUAGUAUUAGUAGUAGUGGCAGUACAAGAUCGAGGAAGGCGAAGGUGGUUCCUCGAUUUGCAUUCCAAACGAAGAGCUCUGAGGACAUUCUUGAUGAUGGAUAUCGUUGGAGAAAAUAUGGGCAGAAAUCCGUCAAGAAUAACAUCUAUCCAAGAAGCUAUUAUCGGUGCACACAUUUGACAUGUAAUGUGAAGAAACAAGUGCAAAGGCUAUCCAAGGACUCUAGCAUUGUCGUUACAACAUAUGAAGGAGUUCACAAUCAUCCUUGCGAGAAGUUGAUGGAAGCCCUUUCUCCUCUCCUUAACCAAAUGCAAUUUCUUUCUAGUUUAACCUAAAUAACCCUCAUCAUGAAUUAUUUAACCACAUAUUAUGCUAAGCUUUCUCAAAGAAAAUCUAAUUAUAAAAUGUAAAUGCACAUAUACAUGUAUCA